AUGCCGGCUGGAAAAAGGGUUCGACGUACAGUUUUCUCUGAUAGUGAAACUGAGGAGGCUGAGAUCGCAGAAGAAGAACCGAGACAAACUAGAUCUAGUUCAAAAAGAGCACGUCAGUCUGCAACUGAAGAAAUUAGGGCACGUCGAUCGGCAACUGAAGAAAUUAAUGGUUUUCCUGACGAAAUGUCUUUUGAUGAAGAUACCUAUUUUGAAGAUGAUGAUUUUGGUAGAGAAUCAGCCGAAGAAUUGGAAAGAACGAAAUUAAGGAGAAAAAGUUCAACUGGGGUAAUAGCAGAGUCUAGUGUCAUCGAAUCAAUAGAAUUAUUGGAUUUUAUGUGUCAUAAAUUUCUUAAAGUUAAUUUCGGUCCAAAAAUAAAUUUCAUUAUUGGGCAUAAUGGAAGUGGUAAAAGCGCCAUUUUAACGGGAAUCACGGUUUGUCUUGGAGGUAAGGCCAAUGUGACGAAUCGUGCGUCAAACUUAAAAUCUCUGAUUCGUGAAGGCGCAAGUGUUGCACAAGUAACUUUGAAAUUACGGAAUCGAGGUGCUGAUGCGUAUCGUCAUGAAGUUUAUGGUGAUUCCAUUGUUAUUGAGCGUAGGAUUAGUCGAGAUGGUAGUAAUGGUUAUAAAAUCAAGACUAGUGGUGGGAAGGUGGUUUCUGGAAAACGAGAAGAAUUAAAUGCUAUUUUAGAUCAUAUGGCAAUUCAAGUGGACAAUCCUAUGAAUGUUCUAUCACAAGAUACUGCACGUCAAUUUUUACACUCUUCAAGUCCGGAAGAUAAAUAUAAGUUUUUCAUGAAAGGAACUCAAUUGACACAACUGAGUGAAGAUUAUGAAUUAAUACGCGAAAGUAUCGAAACGACACAAAAUAUUAUAAAACAUAAAAAAGAAGUGCUGCCAGAUCUACUUAGAGCAGCUAAAGAUGCAGAAGCAAGAUAUAAAGAUAUGCAAAAAGCCCGUGAACUUGAAUUAACAGUUGCUGGCUUGAAGGAUCAAAUGGCCUGGGCCCAAGUUGAAGAAAAAGAACAGGAGGUUGCAGAAUCAGAAGCAAACUUGCUAAAGGCUAGAAGACGAUUACCAACCGUUCAAGCGCGUCUAGAUCAAGAACAAGCAAAAUUCGAUGAAAUCAACUUGGUUAUUUCGGAAUUAGAACAGAGACUUCAUGAACACGCUACUAUUACUCAACCUUUACAAAACAGGAAAAAAGAAUUACAGAUUCAAGUGAAAGAGAAAGCGAAGCAAUUACGCGAGAUUCAUAAAGAGGAAAGAGAAAUAAAUGACUUUAUUAAAAAUUUGAAACACUCUGUUGAAACAUAUCGAUCAAAGAUAAAUGAGGAAGCACUUAAAUUACAAGAGGAUAAUCGUCAAAAACGGGAAUAUACAUUAAAUGCUGUCAGGGAAAGGGAAAAUGAGGUCAAUAUGUUAACGCAGGAACGUCAUGAACUAUUGACAAAAACUGAAAAUUUAGUUGAGAAAAUUGAACACAUAAAAAAUGAAAAACGGUCAAUUACACAUAAUAUUCUACGUAGCGAAGAUGAGAUUCAACGACAAAAUGAACUAAUACAACAGUUAAGAGAUCAAAAGAGUGAUAAUCUCAAGGCCUUUGGUCCUUCAAUACCUGAUGUGCUUAAUGCCAUUAAUCAUGAGACUCGCUGGCGUAAGAAACCUGUUGGUCCUUUUGGAAGAUAUAUUAAGCUAACAAAACCUGAAUGGAGAAAUACUUUGGAAUCAGUUAUUGGACAUUCUUUGACAGCUUUUUCUGUUAGUAAUCAUCAUGAUCAACAACUACUAUCAGGGAUUUUAAAAAGAUUUCACUGCAACUCUCCAAUUAUUGUUGGUGAGGAUGACCAUUUUGAUUACUCCUCUGGAGAACCUAGCAGCCAUGAAAAUGUUAAACGACGACUUAUAAUUCAACAUCAUAUUGAAUCAGUUAUUCUUGUUGAAAAGCGUGCUGAAGCUGAUUUGAUUAUGAACAAUGAUGGAAGAGGGUUCCCUUAUAAUGUCAGCGCAUGCUACACCGUUGAUGGGUUCAAAGUUGGGCAUAGAGGUGGUGGCUAUUUAACGCAGUCAAUUUACACCUACAGAGGACCUGCUAGAUUUACACAAGAUAUUGAUGCUCAAAUUCGAGAUACACAAGAAAAAAUUAAAGAUGCAACCUUUAUGAGAAAUCGGUAUAUCACCGAAUUAAGAAGAGCCGACGUGGAAAUUGAUAAAGCGAAUCAAGAACAUAGGGAAAUCCAAAACAAGAUUAAUGAGUAUCAACGCCGUGGAAAACAAUUGAAUAAUGAAAUAAUUCAGUUGAAAGAAGAUCUACAGGAAGAUGAACCGGCAAAUAUUGCUGCAUUGGAAGAAGCAAUAAGAGAAGCUGAAAUUGAGAUAGAACAAUAUAAAAGAAAUUAUGCAUCACUUCAAGAACAAAAAGUGCAACUAGAUAAUGAACUAUUACCACUAGUCACUGAAAUUGAAGAAGUGAGCAAACGGCUUAAUGAUAUGUCAAGCGAAGUAGACGUUCUUAAUGAGCAAAUAGAAGAACAAGUGUCAAUGCGUGUGACUUGCUCGAACAAUAAGACGCAUUGGGAAAGAAAAUUGAUACAAGAGCAACAAAAAAUCAAUGUUGUUGAGGAAGAAGUAAAGAAUAAGAAAGCUGUUCUGGAGGAUUGGACAAAGCAGGCUGAGGAUUAUUGUCCAGAACGUGUAGAAGUUACGAAACCAGCGAAUGAAUUAGAUCGUGAGAUCAAACAAAUUCAAAAUCGUUUACGAGAAAGAGAAAAAGAACAGGGUUCAAGCCUUGAAGAAAUCGCUUCUGAUAUGAAAGCAAAAGGUGAUGAUUACCGACACGCAAAAACCGAAAUUGGUCAUAUGGAAAAUUUUACUAAAGAUCUCAAAUCGGCUUUGCACUCACGUAUGCAAAAGUGGCGAAAUUUUCGUACUUUCAUAUCUGUUCGUGCAAGGAUUCAAUUUACAUAUCAGUUAUCGAAACGUGGGUAUACUGGUAAGCUAUUGUUUGAACAUCAAAAUAAAAGAUUGAAUCUCCGGGUACAAAUUGAAGAACAAACAAAUCAAAGUUCUGAUAAAGAUCCAAAAUCGUUAUCCGGAGGGGAAAAAUCAUUUUCAACUAUAUGUUUGUUGCUUGCACUUUGGGAAGCGAUGGGAUCAGAUUGCACACAGUAUAUCUUAAUUACUCCUCAGGACGCGAGUAACGUUUCUCCCGGGCCAGACGUCCGUGUACAUCGUUUACAAGACCCUGAAAGAGGACAAGGAAUCCUCAACCAGUGA
Molecule: messenger RNA, 3273 nt
Organism: Dentiscutata erythropus
Lineage: Eukaryota; Fungi; Glomeromycota; Glomeromycetes; Diversisporales; Gigasporaceae
Source: the annotation of a GenBank genome assembly